AUGGCUGAGCCGAGACCAACCGAAGUGGCCCCAGUACUAGCUGCGACCACGAACUCGCACAACGACGUCCCUGAAGUCAAGGAACCCGAAGCAUCAACUGUUGCUGAGCCCACAACGAGCAACGAUGAAGCCAUCCUUGGGGAGCGCGAGCUCAAAGAAGCGCCAACUCGCAGCGUCUGGCUAGCAUGGCUCUACAUGUUCGACUGGUACCCUUCUCAUUACCCAAAGGAGGAGCGCAAGUUCUUGCGCAAGCUCGACGCCUUUAUGAUGACCUUUACCUCCAUCGCGUUCUUCCUCAAGUGGCUUGACCAGUCCAACGUCAACAGCGCCUACGUGUCGGGGAUGCGAGAGGAGCUGGGCCUCUACGGCAACGAGUACUCCAAAUUCCCCAUGUUUUACAACAUUGGAUACGUCAUCUGUCAGGUUCCGGCCAUGCUGGUGUUCUCUCGGCCUCAGUUCACCAGAUGGUUCUUGCCAAGCUGCGAGGUCCUCUGGAGUCUCUUGACAUUUGCACAGUCGCAGUUGAACACCGCGGGACAGAUCUACGGCACACGAUUUUUGCUCGGUGUUUUGGAGACGCCGGUGGCAUCGGGUUGUCUCUUCAUUUUGUCGUCGUGGUACAAGCCCGAGGAGUUGUUCAAGCGAGCGGGCUUGUGGUACGUAUCCAACAACAUUGGCGUCAUGUUCGGUGGGUAUCUGCAGUCUGCGGCAUAUACCAAUCUCAAUGGCGUUGGUGGCAUGUCUGGUUGGCGAUGGCUUUUCAUUAUUGAUGGUUCCAUCUCCCUGCCGCUCUCCAUCCUUGGCUUCUUCAUCUUCCCCGGGAUGCCGAUGAGUGGCAAAAUCUGGUGGAUGAAGGAAGAGGAGCACGCCCUCGCGCAGCUCCGCCUGAGGGAAGUCGGCGUCGAAGCUCCCAAGAAGAUCACAAAAGCCCUGUUGAAGCGCAUCUUCCUUCGCUGGCACUGGUACCUCGGUGUACUCGCCUAUAUCUUGUUUCUUUCAGGUGCCUACCCACAUGGCCAGAUGGCAAUUUGGCUCAAGGACCUGGGUGACAAAUAUGGCACGUACACCGUUCCCCAGAUUAACGAAAUCCCAACUGCCGCGCAGGGCGUCUCUGUGAUCUCGACAAUCAUCGCCACAAAUCUAUGCAUGGUGUAUCCCACUUGGAUUAUCUACACCAUUAUCAUGAGCCUUUUCAUGUUUGCAAAUAUUUGCAUGAUGGUGUGGGAUAUUCCUCAUGACCUAAAAUUCACAGCAUUCAUGCUCUUUGGCUGCUCUGCCGCCGUUACGCCAAUCCUAGCACCGACAGUCAACUGGUGGCUCAAAGACUCUGCCGAAGCUCGUGCCUUCUUCAGCGGGAGCAUGAUUACCCUUGGAUUUGCCGUGAACAGCUUCUACCCAUUGGUGACGUUUCCGGUUGUCGAAGCACCGCGGUGGAAGAAGGGUUACAUUGUCAACUUUUUCUUCAUCUUAGGUGCUUGGGGUUUCUUGACGGCGGGAUAUUUUCUGCACCAAAGGGCCGAGAAGAAGCAAAAGCUGAGGGAAGCUGAGCUGGCGCUUGAUGAAGACAAUGUGAAAGGCGAAAGUGUCAAGCAUGUGGCAUGA
Molecule: messenger RNA, 1602 nt
Organism: Emericellopsis atlantica
Lineage: Eukaryota; Fungi; Ascomycota; Sordariomycetes; Hypocreales; Bionectriaceae
Product: vitamin H transporter
Exons: 5
Coding region: 1-1602 (533 amino acids)
Biological process (GO): transmembrane transport
Cellular component (GO): membrane
Molecular function (GO): transmembrane transporter activity
Source: RefSeq, a predicted model, not a curated record